AAAAACAAUAAUAUGGGUUGUAUGGAAACAAUAGCUGGUAUACUCUCUGUCGUUUGAAGGCUGGUGUCACUUCGCCAUGUGGGCGAUCCUUCUCUAGCAUGUGUAGCUAACAUACACGUCAGGUUAAAUACAUAGAGGCUACGAGCUUCCAGAGAUCCAAUAGUCCGAAAAGUACGGAAGGGUUGAUAUAGCGCUCAUUGACGUCCCAUCCCUAUUUCAAUUUUGGAGUAUGGAACAGCGGAAAGUGAGCCGUCAAGGUAUGGCAACAAUGCUCACACAGGUGGAAGAGAGUCGAAAGGCGAAAGAAAAGUAUGUUUUCUGGGAGACCCAGCCUGUAACGCAAUUUAACGAAGGUGGCGAGAUUGAGGAGGGUCCCAUCGCGGCACCUAGAGCCGUCGACGAUGUGCAGGCUCAGCCUUACUGCUUGCCAGACAGUUUUGAGUGGUGCGUGUGCAACCUGAACGAGGAUGCGGUCGUGCAAGAGGUGUACGAGUUGUUAAGUAAUAACUAUGUUGAGGAUGAUGAUAACAUGUUCAGGUUCAAGUAUUCGGCGUCCUUCUUGAAGUGGUGCUUGCUCUGCCCCGGCCACCGGUUGGAGUGGCUGAUUGGCGUUCGUGUGAAGGCAUCACGGAAGCUUGUCGGCUUCAUUUCGGCUAUCCCAGCGAACAUCCGUGUGAAUACCAAAACAGUGGCAAUGGUGGAAAUUAAUUUCCUCUGUGUUCAUAAGAAACUUCGCGCAAAGCGGCUUGCGCCCGUCCUCAUAAAGGAAAUUACAAGGCGAGUUAACAAGUGCGACAUUUGGCAGGCUGCUUAUACAGCUGGUGUUCUCCUACCCAAGCCGGUAGCUACUUGCCGGUAUUACCACCGGUCUUUAAAUCCGCGGAAGCUCAUUGACGUCGGCUUUUCACGGCUUGCGCCUCGCAUGACGAUGGCGCGGACGAUUAAGUUGUUCAAGUUGCCCGGAACAACGGCUACACCUGGACUGCGUGAGUGCCGGCAAGACGACACGCCACAGCUCGUCGAGUUGCUGAACGCUCACUUGGGCCUUUACAAGCUUGCUCCCAUGUUCACGCCUGCGGAGGUUACUCAUUGGUUCCAGAAUAUUGAUGGCGUUAUCAACACUUUCGUAGUGGAAUCACCUGACGCGCCAGGACGAGUGACGGACAUGGUAUCAUUCUACACGCUGCCGUCCUCGAUUCUAGGGCAUCCUCAGCAUACGGAGCUCAAAGCUGCGUACCUGUACUACACGAUUGCAUUGUCCGUCCCUUUGCGACAGCUGGUAUCGGAUGCCAUGGUCCUGGCGGCUGCUCGUGGCUAUGAUGUUUUCAAUGCACUUGAUUUAAUGCAGAAUGAGAGCUUUUUGCGCGAUUUGAAGUUUGGGCAGGGCGACGGUCAGCUGCAUUACUAUUUGUUUAACUGGAGACUAGCAGGAGGAUGCAGCAUGGCCCCACAGGAUGUGGGGCUGGUGCUCAUGUAGUGGUGGUCGUUCGUAAUGCAGGCGCCAGGCAUAAUAGCGUUUCGUUGAACAGUCUCUAUCUCUAUAGUUGUUUCUGGUCCAAUAAUUCCCAUACAUGCUGGUUUGGGCACGUGCUACUGAUAAACUAGGCUAGUUUCGAGUGCGGGGAGAGGGAAAGGCUGCAGGCUCCAUGGCGUUGUUGCUGCCGCAUGUUCAAAGACUGCCUACGAUUUUGUACAUGGCUUGAUUGUCUGCCUUGGGGCUUGGUUUCGUCGAAAACUCGGCAGGACCCUUUCGAAAAUCGCUCAACAAGCCACCCACGCAGUCCACGGAUAAAUCUAGGAGUGUGGGUGGAACCACACUGGUACCCAAUGUAGACAUGUCCAGUAUAUGGUGCCAGGUCUCCGCGAUUUCAGAUAGAGCUUUCGUGUAAUAGAACUGUCGUCC
Messenger RNA from Volvox carteri f. nagariensis, 1903 nucleotides. RefSeq lists its product as uncharacterized. NCBI's taxonomy places the organism in Eukaryota, Viridiplantae, Chlorophyta, Chlorophyceae, Chlamydomonadales, Volvocaceae. The coding region runs from base 230 to 1477 and encodes 415 amino acids. The record is from RefSeq and is a predicted model, not a curated record. Gene Ontology annotation, cellular component: cytoplasm. Gene Ontology annotation, biological process: N-terminal peptidyl-glycine N-myristoylation. The transcript is spliced from 10 exons. Gene Ontology annotation, molecular function: glycylpeptide N-tetradecanoyltransferase activity.